Molecule: messenger RNA, 888 nt
Organism: Talaromyces atroroseus
Lineage: Eukaryota; Fungi; Ascomycota; Eurotiomycetes; Eurotiales; Trichocomaceae
Exons: 1
Coding region: 1-888 (295 amino acids)
Biological process (GO): transcription antitermination; transcription elongation by RNA polymerase I; regulation of mRNA 3'-end processing
Cellular component (GO): nucleus
Molecular function (GO): zinc ion binding; RNA polymerase II transcription regulatory region sequence-specific DNA binding
Source: RefSeq, a predicted model, not a curated record
AUGGAUGCCAAGGAAAUCGAAUUCAAAGCCAAAGCUUUGACAAAGGCCGCGACGUCCAGCGAACCCCCGGCAAACUUGAUCAACAUACUGAAGGAGCUCCAGAAAGGCGUUCGACCUACAGAGGACCUACUGCGCUCGACACGUAUCGGUAUCGUGGUUAAUAAGUUGAAACAACAUAAGUCCCCCGAUGUUGCGCGCCUGUCGUCCGAGAUUGUGUCCAAAUGGCGAAGUGAGGUAAACAAACAGAAGUCAAAUGGCUCACCGAACCCGCAUCGCUCGAGUACCCCCAAUACCGGCACAGCAUCCCCUGCGCCUGCAAGCACUCCGUCUUCCAAAUCUUCCGUACUGCCAGAGAAGCGGUCAUGGAAAGCAGAUGGCGUCGAGACUAGUGUGACGUCUAAUAAGACCCGCGACAGCUGUCUUGGUCUUAUAUACGAUGGGUUGUGUUUUAUGUCUACUGAAGCUCCGAAGGUUGUUUUAGCCAAAGCAACUGCCGUGGAGGCGGCUGCAUUCAAUGCGUUUGGACCCGAAACAAAGGAACAAUACAAAACCAAAAUUCGAAGUCUGUUCCAGAAUUUGAAGAAUAAAUCAAAUCCCCAGCUCCGACAGCGCGUGCUAUCUAACGAAAUAACACCGGAGAAAUUCGUCAAAAUGACUCAUGACGAACUCAAGUCUGAAGAACGGAGGGCGGCAGAUAUGAAAAUUCAAAAGGAAAACAUGGACAAAGCAAUGGUGGCUCAGGCCGAGCGAAGUGUCAGUUCGAGCUUACAAUGUGGCAAAUGUGGUCAGCGCAAGGUUACCUAUACCGAAGCUCAGACGCGCAGUGCCGAUGAACCGAUGACAUUAUUUUGUACGUGUCUGAAUUGCGGAAAGUCGUGGAAGCAGUAG